Populus trichocarpa (black cottonwood) is the source of this 1152-nucleotide messenger RNA. RefSeq lists its product as uncharacterized. The record is from RefSeq and is a predicted model, not a curated record. The coding region runs from base 604 to 909 and encodes 101 amino acids. The transcript is spliced from 3 exons. Lineage: Eukaryota; Viridiplantae; Streptophyta; Magnoliopsida; Malpighiales; Salicaceae.
AAAUAAUAGCUAGGUAACAAACCCAAGUACGAGUAGUGAAGAAGAGAGAGAGGCUGAGCUGACAAGACAAAAGCGCACACUAAUAAAUAAUUAAUCGUUCAAAAACUCUUAAAGAUAUAAUGACAACUGAGCUCUGAUCUUUCGGAUCUUUUAGUGUUAUAUUCAACCUCUCCCACCCCUGGAAUCUCCACAACACUGCAAACUACCAUUACAAGAGUGACUCCCGUUUCUUUUUUAAGGUUAGCUGGAAUAAGUUGUUCUCUUGUUAAGCAAGGAUUGACUCUUUGCAUUCCCAACCAAUCUCUGUUGUUGCUAGUGUUUUUACCAACCCUGUAUUGUCACCCACUAUAUACCCAAUUAUUGUCCAUAAUCUUGCUGCAUGAAUUUCCUGGUGAUCAGUGUUAGAAAGUCAAAUUAUUUUUGCUCGUGUUACUUUAUUGAAAGUUAAUGUCAUUUGAAUGCAUUGUCAUCAUCCACUUAAGGAAUAGCUAAAAUAUGUAAAAGGAGAGCUAGAGGAUUUGCAUUGUCAGCUUUGGGAAUUGCAUCUGUCCACCAGGAAAGAAGAAAAAGACAUAUCCUUGAUCUGAAAAUAGUGGACAAAAUAUGAGUCUAGCAUGUCUUGUAUGCCACAGCGUAGAAAGUCCAUCACACUCCUUUAGAAGCUACUCAGUCUCAAGUUCAGACAACGAAGGAAGAUGUUCUGCCAUUGCCAACUGCAUAACUCGGAAGUUAUCUCUUCCUCCUCCCAGAGCAAACUCUUCCUUUGCAUCAUCAUCCAAAGUGACCCCACAACCAUCUAGUCCAGGUAAUGAUGACAUGACAGGACCCCCGCGACUAGUACGUAGUCGCGCUGUGAGAAGAGACCUUGUAAGAGAUUGGAAUUUUGAUGGGUUUGUGAUGGAGCGAUAACUACUUUGAGAAGGAAAACUGCCGUUCUCUCUGCUCAUGUGAUAGCUUUAGAGAUUUAUCUUGCUGUCUUUCCUUUAUAUUUUUUUUGUUAUGGAUGCAGUUAAGCUCGCUUUUCCACUUGAAGAGUUUGCGUUUGUGACCAUCUUAGGAAAAUUAAAUGUGAAAUCUUGUUCAUAUUUCUUUUCUAAUGGUCCGCCAUUGCUGGUCUUAAUUUUUGUAUCUCAGUUGGGUUUUUUUCGCUGA